AUGGGUGCCGCUGCCAGUGCCCUCGCCUCGCCGAGCGCCUCCGCCGCCGCCGCGGCGGACGCCGAGGCGGCGCUGCGGCACUUCAUCGCCGAGGACGUGGAGCGGGCCGAGUGGCUGCUGCACCGGGCCGACGCGCUCGUGGCAGAGUUUCGGGGUUCCCCGCGCACGUGGAAGAUCAGCGGCCUCGAUGGCUCGUCCUUCGAGGUGGAGGUCGAUGGCAGCAUCACAGUAGAGGGUGCCAGGCUUUCCCCCUUUCACAUGAAGUGCAGUGAUCUCUUUGCCUCAGGUUUGGAAGGCGUAGUGCUGCCAGAGAAUUUGAAGAUCUUGAUCUUGGGUGAGGUGACCGCUGAUCCAUCCCUCAAGAUGUCCGCGCAGGUUCACUCCAUCCGUGGGCUCUUUCAUCAGAGCGGUGGCACCGUUUUGCCACCAGUUCUUCCAGCACGCAUUGUCUUUGGCUGGAGCAGCGGAGCGCCCCACAUGGGCGCCGGUGCCAGCGCCGCCGAAGAGGACGCCGCGCUGCGGCGGUGGAUCGAGGAGGACGUGGAGCGAGCGAAGCUCCUUGCAGCCUCUUCUUCGACGUCGAAGACGCGGAUCGCGCUGGUGGGCCUUGAUGGCUCCAGCGUGCAGAUCGACAUGGAGAACCACAUGACAGUGAGAGCUUUUCGCCAGAUGGCGGCCCUCAAACUUGGCCUGCAGCCAGGCCGAUCGGGCAAAAGACUUGUGCUGUCAUCUGGCGGCCAGCUACUCCAUGACGCCCAGGAGCUUCUACCACAAGUUUCGGAUGAAACGGUGAGCUAUGUGACUCAGCCAGUGGGUGCCGGUGAGGCUGCCGUGAGCCUGCAGCGCUUGGUCGACGCCGACGCCGUGGACGAGGCCGUGGACGACGCCGUGGACGACGCCGUGGAUGCCGUGGCCCAGUUGACCCUGGGCGCUCGCUUCGAUCGACCGUUGAAGGGCUUCAGGUUUCCACGAUGUCUGCAGAGUUUAUCGAUUGAGUCCGAAUUCGAUGUGAGCGUGGAAGGGGUCCUUCUACCCAAUGGCCUUGAGACCUUGUCAUUUGGAACCGAGUUUAACCAGAGUGUGGAGGAUCUCGUGCUUCCUGACAGCCUGCAGACUUUGGAAUUCGGCUUCCGCUUCAAUCAGAGAAUGGCAGGGGUCCAGCUGCCAAGCAGCUUGCAGACUCUAAGCUUCGAUUCGGAUUUCAACCAGAGCAUCGCAGAUCUUGUGCUGCCAAGCAGUUUACAGAGCUUGAUCUUCGGUUGUCAUUUUGACCAGAGCAUGCAAGAUGUGAGGCUCCCCAGCAGCUUGCAGACCUUGACGUUCGGCUGGGAUUUUAACCAAAGCUUGGCAGGUGUCACGCUGCCAUCUGGACUGCUGAAUUUGACCUUCGGCUACGAGUUCAACAAGAGCUUGGAAGGGACCAUGCUCCCAAGCAGCCUGCAGAUCUUGACCUUCAGUGAUUGCUUCAACCAGAGCCUAGCAGGUGUUACGCUGCCAAGCAGCUUGCAGACUUUGACCUUCGUGGGCUCUUUUAAUCAGAGCCUGGCAGGUGUUCAUUUGCCUAGCAGCUUGCAGUCUUUGACUUUCGGUGAUGAGUUUGAUCAGAGUUUGGAUGAUGUGACACUGCCUUGCAGCCUUCAGACGCUGAUUUUCGGCUGUCACUUCAACCAGAGCUUGUUGAAUGUCAAGCUCCCCAGCAGCUUGCACACGUUGACCUUCGGCAAUGAGUUCAAUCAGGGCUUGGAAAAAGACACCUUACCAGCUAGCGUGCAGACCUUGAGCUUCGGGGAUGCUUACAACCAGAGCCUGGAAGGUGUUUUGCCGAAGACCCUGCAGACCUUAUCCUUUGGGUCUUGUUUCAAUGAAAGCACGGAAGGUGCCACACUGCCCAGUGGCCUGCUUGAAUUGAACUUGUGCUUUGGAUUUGAUGGAUUUGAUCAAAGCUUGGAAAAUCUAAUGCAGCUUACCAGCCUCCGGAGUCUGACCUUUGGCAAUCUCUUCAACCAGAGCUUGGCAGGUGUUAGCUUGCCUAACAGCUUGCAGACUUUGAUCUUCGGAAGUGAAUUCAACCAAAGUUUGACAGAUGUCGCCUUGCCAAGUGGCCUGCUGACUUUGACCUUUGGAUCGGAGUUCAACCAGAGCCUGGCCGCUGUCGUACUGCCAACUAGCUUACAGGCUUUGACCUUCGGCUGGACGUUCAACCAAAGCCUGGAGGGUGUCAGGCUACCGGGUAAUUUGCAGGACUUGACCUUUGGCUGGGAGUUCAACCAAAGCCUGGAAGCCGUGAUCUUGCCAAGCAGCCUGCAGACAUUGACCUUCGGACAGGAAUUUAACCAGAGCAUAGCAAGUGUCACCCUGCCAAGCAACCUCCAGACUUUGACCUUCGGUACUAGGUUCAACCAGAGCUUGGAGGAGGCUACAUUGCCAAGUAGCCUGAAGUGUCUCACAUUCGGAGAGUCGUUUGACCAGAGUAUGUCCGGUGUCACACUGCCCAGCCUGGAAGAGUUGACCUUUGGCCUUGAGUUCAACCAAAGCUUAAGCAAUUUGCCCAGCAGCCUGAAGAUCUUAUCCCUUGGUCACUAUUUUGAGCAGAGCCUGCAAGAUCUGCCCAGCAGCCUGCAGGAACUCCGCUUCAAUCAGUUUCACAUUCGCAUCCACGACAUGAAGCACCGCGCCGAGGGUUGA
Durusdinium trenchii is the source of this 2685-nucleotide messenger RNA. Lineage: Eukaryota; Dinophyceae; Suessiales; Symbiodiniaceae. The record is from the annotation of a GenBank genome assembly.